This is a messenger RNA of Aureobasidium pullulans EXF-150, 1314 nucleotides long. RefSeq lists its product as uncharacterized. The record is from RefSeq and is a predicted model, not a curated record. Lineage: Eukaryota; Fungi; Ascomycota; Dothideomycetes; Dothideales; Saccotheciaceae. Bases 242 to 1081 code for a protein of 279 amino acids. The transcript has 2 exons.
CCCUCCAUCCCUCCUCUCUCUCUCUUUCCCUUCCUCAACUCCGAAAAAGUCUUGUCCUCCGUACAUCAACCCAACAUCCAUACAUCAUCUUGUACCUUUCUUCUACCUUUUCGCAGUCCAUUUAGAUUCUGUCACACUCUUGUUCAACAGCACGACUCAGUCUUACAGCAACCCAAUUUCAAGAGCAAUCGUUGCAAAAAUUGUACUUCGACUUGUUCAUCAAUUCCAAUUCAGUGUCGACAUGGCUUCAUACACUCCCACCAUCCUCUUCUUGUCCGCUCAGGAGCUUGAGCAGAUCUGCCUCUUCGUCAAAUGUGCCUCUCUUGCUCAGAAGCUCUCCGCUCUCAACAUCACUCAUGGCGCCACUCUCAUGACUAUGGGUCCUGAUCCUGCUGAACGCCUUCUCUCUAUGUUCGAGGGCGCUGCCAAGGAAACACUCUCUCGCCACAUCAAGGAUCCCACCCAGACUUCAACCUUCUCUCUCAUCCAAUCCAUUCCUCUCGACCGCAACCAACGCAGAGAAAUUCACAAUCUCAUCCGCCAGCUUUCAAAGGGCACGCUCGACUCUGGUCUCGAUCACAAGACCUCUCGCAUCAACGUCUACUUGAGAGGCACUGGUUCUUCGUACCACAAGCCGGAAACCCAACGCCCUCGUUUCCCUCAAAAGAUCGCUCCUCGCACUGCUGGACCUCGCAAUGUCGCACCUCGCAAUGUCGCACCUCGUGCCGGUUUCGCCACUAGAAGCGUCGUCGCCCCUCGUGCCGGUUUCGCCACUAGAAGCGUCAUCGCCCCUCGCGCAGCACCUUCGAUCAUUCUCAAAGCCGAGCAACAGCAGAAGCUUGACGCCUGGAACAAGGCAGCUGCUGAGCAGACCGCUCUCAACCUGGCUGCUCGUGCUGAAGCCAAAGCUGCUCCACCCAUGACCGACUUCAAAGAGAUGGACUGGGUUGCCAACGAGACUUUCAAGUGUACCGCCAAGCCUCAGGAGGAGGAAAGCGCAGAGGUGGUUGCUGAGCGCGCCGAACGCAAGAAGAACGCUGUUCCUCCUCACAUGCGUCGCGCUGCAGCCAAGAAGGAGUAGUUGGACAGUUAUGAUGGGAAAUGAUUAGUUUAAUGAUCCGCUUUGCUUGUUUCUUUUCUGUUUUUCUCGUCUCGCUCGAUACCCAUGAAUAUUACAAUCAGUCUGCUUUUGAAACUCUUCUUCUUCUGUCCUGCUGUGGAAUUAAUAGCUAUCACGAAUUCACAAUGCAAGGCACUUCCGCCCAACCACGAACUUCGAGCGAUAGUGAUGUUUUCACAAGCUCUCAAUGGACA